CAAAUAGACGAAAAUUUGAAAAUGGCGUUGCAAAAGGAACUGAACGUUCUUGCGCCGGGAUUGUAUGUGCAGGCUGUUCGCGUCGCCCAGAUACAGUACGAACAGCGAAUACUUGAAAAGCAGUCGAUGAAGAAAAUGUCUGAACUGGAAGAUCAGACGAACCUCGCUCGAGUGAGGUCUCGAGCCGAUGCUAGUUAUUAUGAAGGACUAAAGCAGGCAGAAGUCAAUAAGAUUUUGCUCACUCCAGAAUUUUUGGAACUCAGGCGCAUCGAUGCGAUUGCGAAGAACAACAAAAUAUAUUACGGCGAACGUAUCCCAAGCGCCUUCCUGUCGGCACUUUCUUCUGAUAAAAAUGCGAAUGGCGUUUGA
Molecule: messenger RNA, 369 nt
Organism: Soboliphyme baturini
Lineage: Eukaryota; Metazoa; Nematoda; Enoplea; Dioctophymatida; Soboliphymatidae
Source: the annotation of a GenBank genome assembly